AUGGCCGUGAAGACUCGCAAGGCGACGGCGACUCACUCUUCUACAGUUCGCCUGCCUGCGAAACAGCCCGGGAUUGCAGCCUUCACGCGAGUAGGCAAAGCCGGGUCACUAACUGCUUCCGUGAAGGAGACCCUUUCUCGAAAACGAAAGGUUGAAGACACUGCUCAAGGAGACAGCGAGUCAGUGAAGCAGAUCAGCCCUUCCAACGACAAGACACCUGCAAAGAGAAGCAAGAUCGAACCAACACCAGAGAAGGAUAAAUCCUCAACACAGCUCCUUGUCAAAGGUUGUUCUGAGUCUUCAACUGAGCCGACUUGCACAUCAUCAAGUGCCACCGAUUCCCCUGCCGAACGGCCGUCUGAGUUCCUUGACCUUGUUGAUCUAAACUCUGCUUUUCUAAGCGCGCUUUCCCUUCAUUUUGCCCACAAUGGAGCCAUGGCACCCGCAAAUAUUCGUGAUCUUCUUAGCAGCACAGAGAGGAUCUGGAAUAAAAGAAAGGUGGCACUGCAGGACAUCCAGAGAGUGCUACAUAUUCAGGGGCUUCACCAGCCUUCUUCACAGCCACAGAGUAGGUUCAGACUCACCAGUUACGGAACGAGCACAUUUUUGGAAAGGAAAGAGGGCACAAUUUCGAGUAAAUCAAGCAUUACUUCACCAUUAAAUGACAAGAGGCUCAAAGCGGAGUUUUUGUCAAACCUGGAAGCUUAUUGUGUGGAAAAAGGGGAUGAUGAUGAGAAGCCGAAGCGAGAUCUGUUCCGGACCAUUCCACUGGCACCAAUCCACGCAUCCAAAGGAUCUGUUAAGCCUGCAGGCGGCCAGAAAACCAUCCAUGAGCUGUUUGGAUCCCUCAAAUCUAAGCCGACGCUGACCCGUGAACCCGUGAUGAAGCAGCCAACACCACUAAAAGAGUCAGUUUCGACCAGCAACCGGCGAAACGGACUUCUGGAACGUAUGAAGAUAAAAUCACUGCGCCAAUCAAAGCUCCCUCCCCCGCCUUCGAAGGAAGCUAUACUGAAGCAGACUGCCCUGGGCCGAAUCUCUGAAGUUAUCAAUGUCCUUCUCUUACUGUCACCGCUGGCUUACAAGGUUGACAAUACCACGAGUACCUCUACUACUCCGGCACUUCGAAAGUCAUACACAAUGGACCUGAUCAUCCAGAGGAUUGAGGACUCCAUGCGGACCCCUGCGUCGAGAGAAGAGAUCGAGACCUGUAUUGACAUUCUCAGCCAGUCCAAGGUGGCCAAAGAUUGGGUCACGAUAGUCAAGACAAGCCAGGUGAAAUCGGUCGUCCUCAGAUCAGACCGACGGCCUUCACCUGCUGAAGUAACGAACGAGUCUAUGAACCUAAAGUUUUAG
Messenger RNA from Nannizzia gypsea CBS 118893, 1356 nucleotides. RefSeq lists its product as hypothetical. The record is from RefSeq and is a predicted model, not a curated record. The coding region runs from base 1 to 1356 and encodes 451 amino acids. Lineage: Eukaryota; Fungi; Ascomycota; Eurotiomycetes; Onygenales; Arthrodermataceae. The transcript has a single exon.